CAAGUGGGAGGAGAAAUGCAAAUCCCCUACUGACGAUGGCGUCGGCGGCAUUGUCCUGGGGACUCUGAAGGGCGAUUCUGACUUGGGACUUGAGCGCCGCCUGGGACCUGGGCUGAGGGAACCAGCAUGUCUCAGUGGAAUCAAGUCCAACAGUUAGAAAUCAAAUUUUUGGAGCAAGUAGAUCAAUUCUACGAUGACAACUUUCCUAUGGAAAUUCGACACCUGUUGGCCCAGUGGAUUGAGAAUCAAGACUGGGAGGCGGCUUCUAACAAUGAAACCAUGGCAACGAUUCUUCUUCAAAACUUAUUAAUACAACUGGAUGAACAGUUAGGUCGAGUUUCCAAAGAGAAAAACCUGCUCUUGAUACACAAUCUAAAAAGAAUUAGGAAAGUCCUUCAGGGAAAAUUUCAUGGAAAUCCAAUGCAUGUAGCUGUGGUUAUUUCAAAUUGUUUAAGGGAAGAGAGGAGAAUAUUGGCUGCAGCCAACAUGCCCAUCCAGGGACCUCUGGAGAAAUCCUUACAAAGUUCUUCAGUUUCAGAAAGACAGAGGAACGUGGAGCACAAAGUGGCUGCCAUUAAAAAUAGUGUGCAGAUGACAGAACAAGACACCAAAUAUUUAGAAGACCUGCAAGAUGAAUUUGAUUACAGAUAUAAAACAAUUCAGACAAUGGAUCAGGGUGACAAGAACAGCGCCAUGAUGAAUCAGGAAGUUUUGACUCUACAAGAAAUGCUUAACAGCCUCGACUUCAAGAGAAAGGAAGCCCUCAGUAAGAUGACACAAAUAGUCAAUGAAACAGAUUUAUUAAUGAACAACAUGCUAACAGAAGAGCUGCAAGACUGGAAGAGGCGGCAGCAGAUUGCCUGCAUAGGAGGUCCACUCCAUAAUGGGCUCGACCAGCUUCAAAACUGCUUUACACUGUUGGCAGAAAGUCUGUUCCAACUCAGAAGGCAAUUGGAGAAAUUAGAGGAGCAGUCUACCAAAAUGACGUAUGAAGGCGAUCCCAUCCCAGUGCAAAGAGUGCACCUGCUGGAAAGAGUCACCUUCUUGAUCUACAACCUUUUCAAGAACUCAUUUGUGGUUGAACGGCAGCCAUGCAUGCCAACCCACCCUCAGAGGCCAAUGGUACUUAAAACCCUCAUUCAGUUCACUGUAAAGCUAAGACUACUAAUAAAAUUGCCAGAACUAAACUAUCAGAUAAAGGUGAAAGCAUCAAUUGACAAGAAUGUUUCAACCCUAAGCAAUCGAAGAUUUGUUCUUUGUGGAACUCAUGUCAAAGCCAUGUCCAUUGAAGAAUCUUCCAAUGGGAGUCUCUCAGUAGAAUUUCGACAUUUGCAACCCAAGGAAAUGAAGUCCAGUGCUGGAAGCAAAGGAAAUGAGGGCUGUCACAUGGUGACUGAAGAGCUUCAUUCCAUAACCUUUGAGACACAGAUCUGCCUCUAUGGCCUGACCAUAGAUUUGGAGACCAGCUCGUUACCUGUGGUGAUGAUUUCCAAUGUCAGCCAGUUACCUAAUGCUUGGGCAUCCAUCAUUUGGUACAAUGUGUCAACCAACGAUUCCCAGAACUUGGUUUUCUUUAAUAAUCCUCCAUCUGCGACUUUGAGUCAACUCCUGGAAGUGAUGAGCUGGCAGUUUUCAUCAUAUGUUGGUCGUGGCCUUAACUCAGAUCAACUCAAUAUGCUGGCAGAGAAGCUUACAGUCCAAUCUAGCUACAGUGAUGGUCAUCUCACCUGGGCCAAGUUCUGCAAGGAACACUUACCUGGUAAAUCAUUUACCUUCUGGACAUGGCUUGAAGCAAUAUUGGAUCUGAUUAAGAAACACAUUCUUCCUCUUUGGAUUGACGGGUAUGUCAUGGGCUUUGUUAGCAAAGAGAAGGAACGACUCUUGCUAAAGGAUAAAAUGCCUGGAACUUUUUUGUUAAGAUUCAGUGAAAGCCACCUUGGAGGAAUAACUUUCACCUGGGUGGACCAUUCUGAAAAUGGAGAAGUGAGAUUCCACUCUGUAGAACCCUACAAUAAAGGCCGCUUGUCUGCUCUGCCAUUCGCUGACAUCCUUCGAGACUACAAGGUUAUUAUGGCUGAAAACAUUCCUGAAAACCCUCUGAAGUACCUAUAUCCUGACAUUCCCAAAGACAAAGCCUUCGGUAAACACUACAGCUCCCAGCCAUGCGAAGUUUCAAGACCAACAGAAAGAGGAGACAAAGGUUAUGUUCCUUCUGUUUUUAUCCCCGUCUCAACAAUCCGAAGUGAUUCAACUGAGCCACAGUCUCCAUCAGACCUUCUUCCCAUGUCUCCAAGCGUAUAUGCAGUGCUGAGAGAAAACCUGAGCCCCACGACGAUCGAAACUGCGAUGAAGUCUCCAUAUUCUGCUGAAUAAUGGGAUAAACUCUUGACACUCAAAAAAAGGAAGCAAAUGAAAAAAUUUAAGGACUGAUCUUUGUCAACAAUCACAUUUUAUUUCUUCAGCUUUGUAUAUACCGGUUUCCAGGAAAUGGUUGAAGUCUGAAGCUCUCCUCUCACUGGCAUGACACCCCCAAUUGGGAGUGUUGUGACUGAAAUGUUAAAACCAAAGCUUCAGAUAAACUUGCAAGAUAAGACACUUUAAGAAACCAGUGUUAAUAUAAUAUUAAC
Molecule: messenger RNA, 2627 nt
Organism: Diceros bicornis minor
Lineage: Eukaryota; Metazoa; Chordata; Mammalia; Perissodactyla; Rhinocerotidae
Gene: STAT4
Product: signal transducer and activator of transcription 4
Exons: 24
Coding region: 127-2373 (748 amino acids)
Biological process (GO): cell surface receptor signaling pathway via JAK-STAT; defense response; regulation of transcription by RNA polymerase II
Molecular function (GO): DNA-binding transcription factor activity, RNA polymerase II-specific; RNA polymerase II cis-regulatory region sequence-specific DNA binding
Source: RefSeq, a predicted model, not a curated record